Messenger RNA from Gregarina niphandrodes, 570 nucleotides. Its product is annotated as putative RNA-binding protein. The record is from RefSeq and is a predicted model, not a curated record. The transcript has 2 exons. The coding region runs from base 1 to 570 and encodes 189 amino acids. Gene Ontology annotation, molecular function: mRNA binding. Gene Ontology annotation, cellular component: cytoplasm; nucleus. Lineage: Eukaryota; Apicomplexa; Conoidasida; Eugregarinorida; Gregarinidae.
AUGAGCGCCGACAACCGCAGAGUGUACGUGGGCAACCUCGCGUGGCGCGUCAGAUGGCAAGACCUCAAAGACCAUAUGAAGCAGGCAGGUGAGGUGCGCUACGUCGAGAUUAUCGAGUCCGACGGACGCAGUAAGGGCUGCGGAAUCGUGGAGUACGCCGACGCAGAAAGCGCCGAACGAGCUAUCCAAACCCUCAGUGACAGUAUGCUCUUCGACCGCAAGAUGUUCGUCCGCGAGGACCGAGAAGGCCGCCGCAACCCCACCCGAGGUUACGAAGUUCGCAUCCCGCCUCCCACCGAGGAAACCAAUGGAAGACAACUCUAUGUCAACAACCUUCCGUGGUCAACCACGUGGACUGAGUUGAAGGACCUGUUCGGAGGCAAUGAUGAAGUGGAGAGAAGCGACAUCGCAACUGACCGUGACGGUCGCUCUCGCGGGUUUGGGUGCGUCAUAAUGAAGACGGCUGAACUCGCGAAUCAGAAGAUCGACGAGCUCAACGACAAGGAGUGGCAAGGAAGAAGGCUCUUGGUCAAGCUCGACCAAGGCCCCAAACGUGAGCCAAUCGCUUAA